Molecule: messenger RNA, 1298 nt
Organism: Cynoglossus semilaevis (tongue sole)
Lineage: Eukaryota; Metazoa; Chordata; Actinopteri; Pleuronectiformes; Cynoglossidae
Exons: 4
Coding region: 313-1059 (248 amino acids)
Molecular function (GO): peroxiredoxin activity
Source: RefSeq, a predicted model, not a curated record
AUUUGUUUUUGAUUUGGCGUCAAAGCUGGGCAAACUAAUUAAAAUGUUUGAUUUACGCAAGUUUAAAAUAGAUAUAAUCAGAUUAAAAAUCGUUUGGAGUAGUGUCAAUGAAUUGCUUUUGUGUGUUGUGUAUAUGUGUAUUUUGACGUUUGUCGUGAUAUUUCCCGAAGGUUACCGUUUAUAUUUUGACGCACUUACCACAAGUAUCAAAUCAAAGUUACAAAAAUAGAUUCAUCGCGGCUUCCGUAAUUCUAGUAUUUCCAGUCGGGCCACAGGACAAGAUAAAUACAUACGUCUGACACUGACACAGAAAUGGCCAGUCACAUCGUCACCAGGUUUUUUCGACCUCUGAAGUCCACGCUGCUUCAGACUUUUCCCAGUCAGUCGUGCCUCCAGCAGCGAGUGAAGGUGGCAGCGUCCGCGGUGUGGAGCAGACACGUUUCCAGUGACCUACGUCCAGAAAGAAUUAGCCGCUACCCAGUCCCAAACAAGAAGGACUUACCGUACGAUAUCGUGGAGCUGAUGGAAGAAGUUGAAACAAAAGGAGGUUUUUUACCAAACGUGUUUAAAGUACUUUCCCACAGACCAGCAGAGUUCAGAGCCUUCUUUGCCUACUACAAUGAACUGAUGAACAAGGAGACAGGCAAAUUAACCAAAGCAGACCGAGAGCUGAUUGUCGUGGCAACCAGUGCACACAACGAGUGUCUCUAUUGUGUGAUAGCCCACAGUGCACUGCACCGUAUCUUCUCUAAGAAACCCACUCUUUCUGAUCAGGUUAUUGUGAAUUAUAAGAAUGCAGAGCUGGAACCUCGGGAGCGAGCUAUGGUGGAUUUUGCUAUGGCCGUGUGUCACAGCGACACCAUCACCGAGGAGCACUUCAAGUCACUGGAGGAAGUGGGCUUUGACCGUGAGGAUGCCUGGGACAUUGCUGCCGUUGCUGCUUUUUUUGCCAUGUCCAAUCGACUGGCCCACCUCACUGACAUGAGGCCCAACCUGGAAUUUUACAAUAUGGGACGUAUUCCACGGGACAAGAACAAGGCAGAGGGAGACAGCAAGUGAAAAAUGUCACAUGACACACUAUUGUUUCAAUAAAUAUUACUGAUAUCACACUUGCACCUGCAGAAACCUUUGAUAAUAUAUAUAUAUAUUAUAAAAAACAUUCUGGGUUGGGCAUUAACAGUAGAUCUGGAGAAGGCCAGUAUCUUUUUCUCUGUUUGAAAUCAAUCAAAAAAUUGUUUUAUGGUCAAAUUUUACAUUUAAAAUGUUUGAAAACCUUUAAAUAAACCUAUUUUUCUUGA